Molecule: messenger RNA, 858 nt
Organism: Ipomoea nil (Japanese morning glory)
Lineage: Eukaryota; Viridiplantae; Streptophyta; Magnoliopsida; Solanales; Convolvulaceae
Product: zinc finger BED domain-containing protein RICESLEEPER 1-like
Exons: 1
Coding region: 1-858 (285 amino acids)
Molecular function (GO): protein dimerization activity; DNA binding
Source: RefSeq, a predicted model, not a curated record
AUGAUGCUCAGUGCUGUUUUGUUGUAUGAGAAAGUCUUUGAAGAGUAUGUAAGCUCAGACAGUGGAUUUAAAUCUAAUUUGGGUGAGAAUAAUAUACCUAACUUCAUGGAUUGGGAAACCAUUUCUGGUUUGGUACAGAUUCUAAAAUCUUUUUAUGAAAUGAUUGUUAGAAUUUCUGGUUCACUGUAUGUGACUUCUAAUACUUUUUUCUCUGAGAUUUCUGAUCUGUCUUGCUUGUUAAGUAAUAUGGUGGAAGCUGAUGGCAGUGUUAAACUAAUGGGUACAAAUAUGAGGGCAAAGUUUGAUAAGUAUUGGGGUGAGCCUGAAAAAAUGAACUUUCUCAUAUUCUAUGCAAAUAUCUUAGACCCCAGGGACAAAAUAGAAUAUAUGCCCAUUCAGUUUACCCAGUUAUAUGGUGAGGACAAAGGUAAAACAAUGUUUGAUAAGGUUGUUGUUGGCCUUAAGGAGUUAUUUCAAGAUUAUGUGACAUGUUUUCUUGUCCAGUCUGUUCCUGAAAAUUCUGCCAAAUCAGCCCCUUCAGUUAUAAUUUCUGAUUGUGUUUCUAUUGGGAAACCUCAAGCAUUAUUGAAAUCCCAGAUUAAGAAACAAAAAUUAGGUACUGGUGAUUUGUCAAUGAAAAAAACUGAGUUGGAGGUGUAUUUGUCUGAGGUCAUUGUGGAUGAUGAGGAAUCUUUUGACCUUCUAAGAUGGUGGAUGCUGAAUUCUGAUAGGUUCCCUGUGUUAUCUAAAAUGGCAAGGGAUGUACUUGUUGUUCCAAUCUCUACUGUUGCAUCUGAAUUAGCAUUUAGUACCAGUGGGAGAGUACUAGAUGCCUUUUUGGAGUUCCCUAACUCCUAA